This is a messenger RNA of Rotaria sordida, 3333 nucleotides long. NCBI's taxonomy places the organism in Eukaryota, Metazoa, Rotifera, Eurotatoria, Philodinida, Philodinidae. The record is from the annotation of a GenBank genome assembly.
AUGCCAACAAAAAAACGUUCAUCAAGUUCAUCAUCAUCAUCCGAUGGAUCUCCAGAACAUCGUUCAUCAUCACAUCGACCAAAUAGUGAACGAGAUAAAAAACGUUCUCGACGUUCAUCAAGUCGAGAUAGACAUAGACGUGAUGGAAAAUCAUCAAAAAAACAUUCAAAAAAAAGUAGCAAAUCUCAUCGUACAUCACGAUCAAGAUCUCCACUUCGAGAAAGUUCAUCAACAACUGAUAAAGAACGUAAAACAUCAUCACAAACUUCUACAAGUCAAUCAACACCAGUAACAACAACAAAUACAAAUGAACCUCUUGAUAAAGAAGCUGAACAAAAACGUCUUGAAGAAGAAAUGCAAAAACGUAAAAAUCGUAUUGAACAAUGGCGUGCUGAACGUCGAAUGAUGCUUGGUAUCGAUAAAGUCAUGCAACAAUCAGUUGUACAAUCUACAAAAGGUAAAACUUGGUCACUCGAAGAUGAAGGUGAUGAAGAUGAAGAAGAUUUACAAAAUGUUGUUAUAUCAACAGCAGAUCUUAAACGUGAUGUUGCUGCAGCACGUGAAACAUUAAUGGCUUCACAAGCAGAUAAACAACGAGAAGCUUUAGAACGUGCAGCACAAGCAGCUGCACUUGCUUCAGCUGCAUGUGUAAAUGUUGAAAAAACCGAUGAUGAAGGAGAAGAUCCUUUAGAUAGAUUUAUGGAAAAUAUUGCAAAAGAAGUUAAAAGUUUUCGUGGAACAAAUGCUACAAUUAUUUCAACAAAAUCAAAUGAAAAUAAUACAAAAGCAAUUACUACAAUUAAACAAGAACAAUCAUCGAAUAAUCCCAAAGGAUCAGUUAUUAAAAUUAUUACAAAAACAACUAAAAAUGAUUCAGUUGAAUCAACUGUUACAUCAACGAAUGAAUCAAAUAAUGGUGCAGGACCAACAAUGAAUGGUCAUCAUAAUGAUACAUCAAUAGUUAAAACUGAAUCAAUGGAUACUAGUGAUCAAUCUUCGUCAGUUCCAUCACGUGUUACAGUACGUAGUGGUGUAGCUAAACGUGCUAAAGAAAAAGGUCUUAUUAUGGAACAAGAUAUUGAUGGUUUAGAAUAUUCAUCAGAAGAAGAAGGUCCAAAACAAAAUGAAGAUCUUGAUGAUAUAUUUACUAUGAGUAGUAAAAAAUCGAAAGCAGAUUUGAUUAUAACCAAUCAUGAUAAAAUAUAUUAUCGACCAUUUCGUAAAGAUUUUUAUACAGUUGUACCUGAAAUAGCUAAUAUGACAGAUGCCGAAGUCGCCGCGUAUCGAGAAGAACUCGAUGGUAUUAAAGUAACUGGUAAACGAUGUCCGAGACCAAUAAAAACUUGGUCACAAUGUAUAACAUCUGAUAAAAUUUUACAAUCUUUAAAAAAAUAUAAUUAUGAAAAACCAACACCUAUUCAAACUCAAGCAUUACCAAUUAUUCUUUCUGGUAGAAAUAUGAUUGGUAUUGCUAAAACAGGCAGUGGAAAAACAUUAGCAUUUCUUCUACCUCUGUUUCGUCAUAUAAAAGAUCAACCACCAUUAGAAGGUGAUGAUGGUCCGAUAGCUAUUAUUAUGACACCAACUCGUGAAUUAGCAUUACAAACAACAAAAGAAUGUAAAAAAUUUGCUAAAUUAUUUAAUAUUCGUUGUGUUGCUGUUUAUGGUGGUACAGGAAUAUCAGAACAAAUUGCAGAACUUAAACGUGGUGCAGAAAUUAUUGUAUGUACACCUGGACGUAUGAUUGAUAUGUUAGCUGCUAAUGGUGGUAAAGUAACAAAUGUUCGACGAGUCACUUAUGUUGUUAUUGAUGAAGCAGAUCGAAUGUUUGAUAUGGGUUUUGAACCACAGGUGACAAAAAUUCUUGAUAGUAUUCGACCUGAUCGUCAAACAGUUAUGUUUUCAGCAACAUUUCCUAAACAAAUGGAAGCAUUAGCACGUAAAACUCUUCAUAAACCAAUUGAAGUUACAGUUGGUGGACGAAGUAUUGUUUGUAAAGAUGUUAUACAACAUGUGUUUAUUCUUGAUGAUGAUCAAAAAUAUUUAAAAUUACUUGAAUUACUUGGUAUAUAUCAACCACAAGGUUCAGUUCUUGUAUUUGUUGAUAAACAAGAACAUUGUGAUGAAUUAAUGAAAAAUUUACUGAGAAAUUCUUAUCCAUGUAUGUCAUUACAUGGUGGUAUUGAUCAAUAUGAUCGUGAUUCAACAAUAAUUGAUUUUAAAAGUGGUGAUAUGCCAUUAAUGAUAGCAACAUCAGUUGCUGCACGUGGUUUAGAUGUUAAAGAUUUAAUACUUGUUGUUAAUUAUGAUUGUCCUAAUCAUUAUGAAGAUUAUGUACAUCGUUGUGGACGAACAGGUCGAGCAGGAAAAAUUGGUUAUGCAUAUACAUUUUUAACACCAGCACAAGAACGACAUGCUGGUGAUAUAAUGCGUGCAUUAGAAACAUCAAAUACACCUGUACCUGAAGAAUUAAAUUUAUUAUGGGAAAAUUAUGUUAAAAAAAUGGAAGCUAUGGGUAAAAAAGUUAAAACUGGUGGUGGUUUUAGUGGACAUGGUUAUAAAUUUGAUUCAUCUGAAACACAAUUAAAAGAUGAACAAAAAAAAAUGCAAAAAGUUGUUAUGGGUUUAGGAGAUUCGGAUGAAGAUGAAGAAAGUCAAGAUAUUGAUCAACAAAUUCAAUCGUUAUUUAAAAGUAAAAAAUCGAUUAAAGCUAAAGGUGAUGCACCAGUCUUACCAAAUACAUCAACUAAUCAAAAUGAAGAAGUUAGUGGUGUAACUACUAUCAAUGAUACAGCAUCAAAAUUAGAAUUAGCUAAGAAAGCAGCUGCUCGGCUUACAUUUACUAAAACCGAAACUCGAGAUUCUAUACAAGAAGCAACAACUUCAAUAUUUCAACGUGGUGGUACAUUAAAUCAAGCCGUAUCUAGUCGUAUUGUAGCACAACAACGAGCUGGUGAAUUAAAUCAAAAAUUAAAUUAUCAAAAACCCGAAGAAGAAAUACAAGUUACAGAAGAUGCAUUUAAAAUAUUUGAAGAAGAAUUAGAAAUAAAUGAUUUUCCACAAAAUGCACGAUGGAAAGUUACAAGCAAAGAAACAUUAGCACAUAUUUGUGAUUAUGCUGAUGUUGGUAUGUCUGUACGUGGUCAAUAUUAUCCAAGUAAUAAAGAAGUUGCACCGGGUGAUAGAAAACUUUAUUUACAAAUUGAAUCAUUAACUGAACGUGGUCUACAAUUAGCUAAAGCAGAAGUUGCUCGAUUAAUUAAAGAAGAAAUGAUGAAAAUGCAAAAUCCAGCUCUACAACUUGUCAAUCGUGGCCGAUAUAAAGUUGUUUAA